Messenger RNA from Uloborus diversus, 6875 nucleotides. Its product is annotated as AMP deaminase 2-like. The transcript is spliced from 16 exons. Gene Ontology annotation, molecular function: AMP deaminase activity. Lineage: Eukaryota; Metazoa; Arthropoda; Arachnida; Araneae; Uloboridae. Gene Ontology annotation, biological process: IMP salvage; AMP metabolic process. Gene Ontology annotation, cellular component: cytosol. The record is from RefSeq and is a predicted model, not a curated record. Bases 67 to 2406 code for a protein of 779 amino acids.
AAUCUUUAGGUGCGGGUACACUUUUUUUUCUCUUCUCCUACCUGAAGCCCAUCCUUCGUAAUCGCAAUGGAUUCUGCGAAAAACAUAGAAUCUCAUUCUGAUGGUGAAUCUGAUAUCUUCGACAGUGGAAGUACAAGAAGUGAAUCUCCAAGUCCAUUUGAGCCAGUUUCAGUUAUUUUACCAUCUGAAACAGAUGAACAAUAUCAGAAAGCAGCAGAGACCAUAAUUCAUCAUUCUAAAGAUGCCGUCAAAGGAAAGGAAAUAUCUGCUCCUUAUGAAGUUCCGCAUUUUCCCAUUGAAAAAGCUGAAUCUCGAAGGGCAAUUCAGAGGCAACUUUCAUCAAGAGCAUAUAAGGAAUUAUUGGAGAAACGAAGCUAUGAUAUUAAUUUAUCACCAAAUGAUGUUGUUGACCACCAUGCUCCUCUCUAUGACACACAGUUUCUUCCUAAUUUUCAACGAGUUUCGGUUAGUGGUGAACAUUGCUCUGGAGUUCCUUUAGAAGAUCUUCAGCAGGCUUCUACAAUUUUGCUUCAAGCCCUCAAACUGAGACAGAAGUAUAUAAACAUUUCAUGCCAGACAUUUCCUGAAAUAACUUCUAGAUUUUUGAAACCGGAAGAUGAACAUUGGUUCUCUCAUGGUAUUGAUGCUGAAAUAGAAGAAUCGGAAGAACCCCCUAUUUUUGAACCUCCAACAGUCAAAGAACCUUGGAAAGCAGAACCAAUUGAAGAAUGGGACUGUCACUUUAUAAUGAAUGAAGGUGUUUAUGAAGUAUAUCAUGGACCAGCAAAUUUGGAAGCGUCAAAUAAAUUUGAGUUUAAUUAUCCACAUCUGGCUGAAUUUGUUGCUGAUUUGCAACUUGUGGGAGCUAUGAUUGCUGAUGGGCCACUAAAAUCCUUUUGCUACCGAAGAUUGACAUAUCUUUCUGCAAAAUAUCAGUUGCAUGUCUUGCUAAAUGAGCUCCGAGAAUCGGCUGCUCAAAAAGCUGUACCUCAUAGAGAUUUUUAUAAUACAAGGAAGGUUGAUACCCAUGUGCAUGCUGCUUCUUGUAUGAACCAAAAGCAUUUGUUACGCUAUAUUAAAAAGUCUAUGAAAACUCAUGCUGAUGAUGUGGUACGGAUUUGCAAUGGAAAGCCUAUGACUCUCAAACAGGUCUUUGAAACUUUGAAUGUUACUACUUAUGACAUGAGUGUAGAUAUGCUUGAUGUUCAUGCUGAUAGGAAUACUUUUCAUCGCUUUGAUAAAUUUAAUGCAAAAUAUAAUCCAAUUGGAGAAAGUUGCCUCAGAGAAAUUUAUCUCAAAAGUGAUAAUUAUGUUGAUGGCAAAUACUUUGCAGCAAUUCUAAAAGAAGUAAUUAGUGACUUAGAGGAAAGUAAAUAUCAGAAUGCUGAACCACGUUUGUCUAUUUAUGGUCGAAAAAAAGAAGAAUGGGAUAAGCUAUCAAAAUGGGCAUACAAGUAUGAUUUAUAUUCUGAUAAUGUCAGAUGGCUCAUACAAAUUCCACGUUUAUAUGAUAUUUAUCGGUCAAACAACUUAGUGCAAAAUUUUCAACAGAUUUUGGAAAAUUUAUUUUUACCUCUCUUUGAAGUAACAUGCAAACCAUCGAGUCACCCGGAACUGCAUUUGUUUCUCCAGUAUGUGAUUGGAUUUGAUUCAGUGGAUGAUGAAUCUAAACCAGAAAAUCCAGUUUUUGAUAAAGAUGUACCUACUCCCAUGGAGUGGACUGACCCUGAAAAUCCUCCGUAUUCUUAUUAUCUCUAUUAUAUGUAUGCCAACAUCUGUACUCUAAAUCAACUUAGGAGAGCCAGAGGAUUAAACACAUUUUAUCUUCGACCACAUUGUGGAGAAGCUGGCCCAAUACAGCAUUUAACAACAGGUUAUCUUCUGAGCGAAAAUAUUUCUCAUGGUUUAUUAUUACGAAAGGUUCCAGUUCUCCAGUACUUAUAUUACUUAGCUCAAGUAGGCAUUGCAAUGUCACCGCUGAGCAACAACUCUUUGUUUCUGAAUUAUCAUAGAAACCCUCUGCCUGAAUACUUAAGUAGGGGUUUGUGUGUAUCUCUCUCUACUGAUGAUCCUUUACAGUUCCACUUUACUAAGGAGCCACUUAUAGAAGAAUACAGUAUUGCUGCACAGGUGCUGAAGCUUAGUAGCUGUGAUAUGUGCGAACUUGCUCGCAACAGUGUGCUUAUGAGUGGUUUCCCAGAUGAGUGGAAGAGAUAUUGGCUUGGUUCAAACUACACAAAGGAAGGUGUCGCAGGAAAUGAUAUCAGUCGCACAAAUGUCCCAGACAUAAGAGUGUCAUACAGAUAUGAAACUUUAGUAGAAGAACUGACUACAAUAUCAUAUUCUCGUUUAUUGCAAUCAAAAGCAGCAAAUAAUGUCAAUCAGGAUCAAGUCUCUUCAGUUUAAACACGCUGGACGACUUAAACAUGUGAGUCUAGGAGUUGUUAACUAAUUGUUAUUGGUAAAAAUGAUAAAAGUUGAAUUUAUUUUUAAAAAUAUAUUGGUGUGUGGGAUGUGUUAGAAUAGUUUUAAUUUUUUCUUGGCAAAACAUUAUUAUUAUUUAAUGUUAUUUGAAUCAUUUUAAAAUGGAAACCAUUAUGAUAAGUACUCUUGAAAAUUGUAAUAAUUUAUCGGGUUUAAAUUGCUAAUUGUAUCUCUCCUCUUUUCUUUUUUUUUCUUAUAUUUAAAGUCUAAGAAAAGAUUGCCUAUCUUUUAUUUUUUAUUAUGCAUUUCUUUUAUGUUGAGCAAAAUUCUUCUGCAGUUUAUGUUCAAACUGUUUUACAGCAUUUUUUGUAGCAGCAUUAUUCAAUUACUAAUUUUUGUGUACAACUGUGUACGUAAAAUUUAUCAUUAGCAUGCGACAUAGUUCUAGUUUUUAAAUAUGUUGUAAGGUAAAAUUAAAAUUAAUGAUAAAUUCUUCUGUUCAUUAACAUAAAUUUGACAAUGUUUGAUUCAUUUUUCUUGCAAGUAUUUAUUGCUAAAUUUAAAAAAUUUCAUUUAAAGAUUUAUACUUUAAGAAUAACAGAUUUGUAAUAAUAAUGCUUCAAAAGAUGCUUUUAUAAUUGUGAUAUUAAUUACUUAAUCACACACUGUUUCAUACAUUUCUUGUACUGAAAAAUAAAAUUGAAAAAAAAAAAAAAAACAUUAUUAUUUACAGUCAAACUAGUUCAAAUAAAGUGCUACUGAUCUGUAAAAAACUUUUUUUUUUGUUAAUGUAAAUUAUCUUUACACUUUUAGAGUUGCUUAUAUAUUUAUAUAUGUAUAUAUGAAGCACCUAGAAGGAAAGGGGUGUAAGUGCCAAAAAUAAAAAUUUGGAGCUAAUUUGUACAAUUAGUAGGAGAAACUAUUGUCUGUUUUGCGGCAAGAGAAGGUAAGGGUGGCCCUGGGAAAAUGUUUCUUCUACACAACACAAUUUAGAAAAACUUUUAGAUCAAACGAUGAAAGCCUACCUUAAAUUGGAAUCUUACACAUGUUUUACUCAAAAAUUUGACUUAUAUCCCUUUGCUUCUCACUGCCUCAUAUAUAGGAUUGUUAAGAAUAAAAGUGUCCUGUGAUAGUAUUUUUGACUUAUAUAUUUGAUGUAAGAAUUAAUAAGUAGAUUUUAUAUUAUUAGGUAGAACAAUCGAUAGAUUAACGUCAUUUGUAUUUAUGUGUUUGUGAGUGUGUAUACAAAAUUACUAAGUACCGAAAUCGUAUGUUUCAAAAUUAUUGUGAUACUUUAUGAUGUGUGUUCCUACCCCUCUUUAUCAUGUUGUUAAUCUAAAUAUCAAGAUAUUCGAAUGAAUUAGCAUUUUAAAUAAUCAAACUUUAUUAAUGCUUUUAAGGGACCAGUUUUAAUUCAGUCAACAGCUGUAAUCUAAUCAAAUUGUUUAUGUGUCUGAAAUUAAAUAUAUUAAUCAUUUUUAGUUUUUUAAAGCAUACCCCACCCCUCCUUUCCCUCAGUUUUAGUAUUUUUUAUACAGCAUAGCUCUCUUAAUCAGUUUUACCUCAAUAUUCUCCAAAAAUAAAUAAGUAAAUAAAUAAGAAUAAUAAUUGUAAUAAAUAUGAUAAUUGACUUCAUUUUGGUUGUUGUACAUAGGUUUGAAACAUUAAUUUAAAUUAAUAUUGUGUCUCCGAGUAUCAAUUUUGUACUUUCUUUGUUUGAACUUUAUUUAUAAAUGUGCCAAUAAUUUAGAACAUUUUAUCAGAAGGUGUAAGGAGGUGUGAAGUAGUUUAGUAUUUUCUUUUUGUCCAGUUAUUUUUCUCAAUAAUUGAACUGGGUUGGAAUAACCUUUGCAUUUGUAUCAGAUGUAAUUUGUCCAUUGAAAAUACCGUUAUUAUGAAAUUUAACUAGUUCAUAAUAAACUAAAGUAGUUCAUAAUAAACAUAACCAAUUAACAAAAUCAUGCAAAUGAAGUUUUAAUCAAAUUUUAUCCUUCCGUAUUUCUUAUCAAUCAUCAAGUUUUUGACAUGAAUUUUUAGUAUUGUUUAUCUUUGCUUUAAAAUUAUGUUUCAGAAUAUAAAUCUUUAUAUGUUCAUUUAAAAUAAAUAUUUUUAAAACAAAACCAAUGCAUCAAGCACAAGUAAAUAUGAAAAACUGAAACAUGGUUGAAAGCAUUUAAAUCAUGGUGAUACUUGAUAAACUCUCUAGAUUAACAGCAGGACACAUAAUUAUAAUAUGUGUGAUAUACAGUGAAAUCCCGUUACUGCUAGUACCAAUACAACGAAAUUUCUGUUUCAACGAAAUGAAUUUUUAGUCCAAAUUAAAUUGCUGUUACAUUGCUUGAAUUCCAUUGCAACAAAAUUCCCGUUACAGCGAACAAAAUUUGUGGUCCCUUGAAGUUCGUUGUAACAGGAUUUCACUGUGUGUAUAUAUAUACAUAUACAAGGGGUGAUCAAAUGAAAGGGUACGAAACAACAUAAAAAUGAAACAGUUAAAUAUUUGCAUAUUCCGCCAUGGGAGAAUGUAGCGAGACAUCUCGGGGUGCCAUUGGAUUCUCUGACUGGGAUUGGAGCAUGCGUAGGAGAGAGCAAAGGCUCGUAUAAAAAGCAGCGUCCAAAUGAUGAGGCAGUCCGUAUGAGGACAGGAUGGCGUUCCCGUUGCAAAGUUCGACGAGUGAGGAGCAGCAAGGUGUUAUCCAAUUUCUGACAGCGGGGAGGUGAGAAACCGGCAGCUGUUCAUCGGCAGAUGGUGACCGUUUACGGGGAGAAAUGUGUCUCUGAAAAGUCUGUCAGAAAAUGGAGUGCCUGUUUUCGUGCAGGCAGUGAGAGUGUGGGUGAUGACGAGAGACCAAGCCCUACCAUCCACCUUACAGUCCGGACAUGUCUCCCUGCGAUUUCCAUGUAUUUGGUCCAUUGAAGAAACACCAGAAAGGGAAGCUCUUCAAUUCGGACGAAGUACUCAAGGACACUGCGAAGGACUGGGUCUCCUUACAGGCACAGAGAUUCUGGGAACAAGGAAUCCUACAGCUUGUUCAUCAGUGGGAUCGUUGUGCUCAGGCCUAUGGUUUAUAUUUUGAAUAAAGUAAACAUUUGUACCCACUGUGUCGUUUCGUACCUUUUCAUUUGAUCACCCUUGUGUGUGUGUGUGUAUAUAUAUAUAUAUAUAUAUUUGUGUGUGUGUUUGUGUAUGUAUAUUCUCCUCUUUGCACUUUAGAUAUACGUAAUUUUUAUGCAAAGAAUUUGCUUUCUUAUGUUAGAUAAUAUUUUUCCCUGUUAAUUCUGUACUCAGCAAAUUUUAUCUUAAAUUGCUGUAGGAAUCUCACAGGAAAACAUGCAUUUAUUUUCAUUCAAACUUUUUUCAUUCAUGUUUUUAGUGCUUUUUUUUUAAAUUAAAUUUCAUAACAUGUAUAGUAGAUGGCCAGUCACUUAUGGAAGUCUUAUAAAAUACAUUACCUGCAGACUAAAGCACCUAAUGUUUGGAUUUUGACAUCCGGGUUCUGCUAAGAGAGUGUGGAUUGUGGAGCUUCAUAUAAUUUUGUGCAAUAUUGAUUUAGAAUGGGGGUUAUAUAGUCGACUCCCGCUACAACGCGAUCCGACUUACGCGAAAUGGCUAUAACGCGAUUUUUUUCACCAGUAAAGAAUUUUAGACAUAACGUGAAUUCCUCGCCCGCAACACGAAAAUUUUCGGAACGGAAUUGCGGUAUGUAAGUAUCAGCUUUGUUAUUGGCUACUAAAAAUUUUUUUUUGUGAAUGGACCUUCAUCCCUUUAGCAUCACUGAGAGCGGAAGUUCCCACAUCGUACUAGUCUGAACAUCUCUUAACAAAUACUCCUCAUUUUCCAUUUAUUUUUUUCAUUCUAAAUGUGAAUGUUGAUAAAAUAUAAUGACGCCUAAGAGCGCCGUUUGAUCUAAAGUUUGAAGAUGAAAGAAAAAGAGAAAGUUUCUGACAAUUAAAGAAAAGCUAAAGGUUAUGUGCAUGAGCAGCUGUAAAAUGCGUUGAAGGUAGCACGACAAUAAGGUAUGAGUGAAUCUUGCAUAUGUACAGCUAAAAGUCCAGAAAAGAAAACCGUAAAAGUUCACCGAGUAGUAUCUAAGGAAAAUGAAAAAAUUAUGAAAAUUUAAGCUGCUCUGGCAUUGUGAAUUUAAGAAACCAGGAAGAGGGGUGUUCCAUAGAUGGAAACAUUAUUAAAAAAAAUUAGGGAAGCAACUGUAUUGUUUAUUUAAAAAAUUUUAAGAAUAACGGUUUGAUCACGCAGCAUAAAUCAUCAUCUUCACUUUUUUAUGUUACAAAUAUCAUUACUGGAUCUACUAUACAUUACAACUAUAGUGCUUCUGUUUUUCUUACUACAUACUGUACGUACCAUACUGGUUUACUUUUUUCUUUCUUUCCCAUUGAUCACUGAUUUUGUGCAUCGUAGCAGUAUUUUGGGUUGAAUAAAACGGUUUUUUUCAAAA